Messenger RNA from Exophiala mesophila, 2067 nucleotides. RefSeq lists its product as uncharacterized. Bases 1 to 1740 code for a protein of 579 amino acids. Gene Ontology annotation, molecular function: CoA-ligase activity. Lineage: Eukaryota; Fungi; Ascomycota; Eurotiomycetes; Chaetothyriales; Herpotrichiellaceae. The record is from RefSeq and is a predicted model, not a curated record. The transcript has 4 exons.
AUGGUCUUCCUUCCUGAGAAAUGGCUCCCUGAGUUGUCGGAGAUCCCUGAUACCGUCCCCAUCCAUGAGUUCAUGUUGGACGAGAAACAUGGCCGACGACCCUAUUCCCAGUCAUGGGACACAUAUACUUGCGGCCUAACUGGCAGAUCCAUCUCCGCGACACAGCAGAGAGACGAUGUGGCCAAAUUGGCGAGAGGGUUGGGCAAGGAGCUAGGAUGGAAAGUUAAUCAAGGGAGUGAAUAUGACAAAGUCGUUGGAGUCUUUGCCCUGAACACGAUUGAUAUCAUGACGCUGUCAUGGGCUAUACAUCGACUUAACGGCGUCUCAUCUCCUGCUAAUGCAGCUUACAAUGCGGACGAACUACGACACCAGCUGACCAAUUCAGGCGCUAAGAUCCUCUUCACUGUUCCCCCCCUACUCCCCGUGGCUCUGGAGGCGGCCGAGAAAGCCAACAUCUCCAAGGACAAGAUUUACAUUGUCGAAAUGCCAGGCGAUAAGAACGUCCCCAAGGGUUUCAAGACCCUGAAUCAGCUUCUCCGAGACGGUGAAUCAGCACCCGAGCUCGAACCCAUUAAAUGGACAAAAGGACAAGGCGCCAGGCAGACCGCCUUUCUAUGUUACUCGAGUGGCACAUCUGGCUUGCCGAAAGGAGUCAUGAUAUCUCACCGAAAUGUCAUCGCCAACACAGUCCAGAUCUCACUUUACGACGCCAUCUAUCGUCAGAAACAAGGACCAGACUAUCAUGACGUCGCCUUGGGGUUGCUGCCCCAGUCGCAUAUUUACGGACUCAUCGUUAUCUGCCAUGCGUCCACGUAUCGAGGCGACCAAGUCAUCGUCCUUCCUAAGUUCGAUCUUCAGCAUUACCUCACCUCGAUCCAGAAGUACAAGAUCAACACCUUGUAUAUCGUCCCACCCAUCAUCAUUGCCAUGGUCAAAAAUCCCCAGCUACUCAAGAAAUUCGACUUGUCGAGUGUGCGCCAAAUCUUCACCGGAGCAGCGCCCUUGGGAAAGGAGACGGCCGAGGAUCUCAAUGCUCAAUAUCCGACCUGGCAGGUUCGACAAGGUUAUGGUCUUACCGAAACCUGUACCGUUGUAUGUUCCACUAGUCCCGAUGACAUCUGGUUUGGUUCUUCCGGGUGCUUGAUUCCGGGAACUGUGGCCAAGAUUGUGGACCCCGAAGGAAACGAAAUCACGAGCUACGGUCAACGUGGAGAGUUACUGGUUCAAUCUCCCUCUGUCACUUUAGGUUAUCUCAAGAACGAGAAGGCGACCCAGGAAACUUUUGUGGAUCUCCCCGAGGGCCGAUUUAUGCGGACCGGCGACGAGGUUGAGAUCCGAAAAUCGCCCAAAGGCAACGAACAUGUUUGGGUUGUCGACCGUAUCAAGGAAUUGAUCAAAGUCAAGGGCCUCCAGGUGGCACCCGCCGAACUGGAAGCUUGCCUCCUGAACCACCCGGCCGUCGCCGAUUGUGCUGUCAUCCCUGUACAAGACGACCGGGCUGGUGAACUUCCCAAGGCCUACGUUGUCAAGUCAAGCUCUGUCGGCCUAGAGGAAAGCGACGCUGCAAUUAAGCGUAGCAUCAGCAAGCACGUCGAGAAGGAGAAGGCAAGGCACAAGUGGUUGGCGGGGGGUAUCGAGUUCAUUGAUGUCAUUCCCAAGAGUCCUUCAGGCAAGAUCUUGCGCCGAAUGCUACGUGACAAGCAUAGGGAAGAUUCGAGAAAGGCAGGCGCAAAACUAUAGACAAGUUCAUGUUCGGUGCUCUCGGACGACUUGUCCUUUGUGAAGAGAUCAUCUCUCGCACAAUUUCGCAAGUUCCGAAGUUCCCCGAUCGCGUCUGCUCUCAGGCAAGGCUAUUGAGGGCGAUGCAAGACAAAUGUUCGCUAGCAGCUGAACGGGGACUUGUGGCUUUCUGUACGGAGUAGUAUUUCAACGCUUCGGACCGAUCGGGGCUGGAUGGUAGCGAGGACUAGCAAAUGCCUAGUUGGGCCAUAUUCGGAUCGGAGGCUGUCUAUCUGUGCCACUAUCAAAUGUCGUCAAUUAGAGACUUGCAUCGUGGGCUGCGGGCGC